GCACUUGUCUUUUUUCACGUGGGUGUGUUGGUGUUGCGGUGUGGUCUCCAUCCACACUGUCUGUGUGGCUGUCUCAUUGCAGGGCUGGCCCAGGCAUUACACGGAACCUGCGUUGACAAAGGCUUGCCCAGACGUAGGUCUAAAACGACAGCCUGCCUCUCGACUGGCUUCUGCCGACUGGACAGAUCAAAAAGAAUACGACAUAGAUACCUCCCCUUCAUCUAUCAUCUAUCCGCUAUCAACAAGAGAAAACAAGUACGGUCUUCUGAAGAACUUUCUCUCACUGUCGGUCCGCCAGCGGGCUCUGCAGCGAGCAUGCAUUGUCGACGGGGCACAUGGACACGAUGCUGAGACCCGCACAUCUCAAGGCUUCCCUGACAUCGUCUAUUGUCGCCUGCGAUGGUUCAGGUGUCCGGGAGUAUACCACACCGCCAUCGUACCCGCACCAGGCGUCGUUGCAUCCCAUGUAGUACACAAUGAAAUACCUGAUCGAUCGAUACACACAUUGUUCACGCAUGGAGGUGAAUUUGUUCUUUCUUGCGGCCCACCUUUCAGGGUCGGCAGACAGAAUGUACCAAUCGUCGGAUUGGUGUAGGUAGGUCGGGUCGUGGCUACGAAGCACUCCCGGAGAGCUCCUAUGGGGAAAGAAGACCUGCUCCACAUGGCGGGUGAAAAAUGGCUGUUUGUCACCACCCUGAAUGAAUCACACACGAAGGCAAAGACAUACAGCACUGUGACCGACUGUUCUGUGUGUAUGGUGCAGCGCUUCUUACAUGGGGCACUGGUACCCGAUAGGAGAUAUCGAAUCUCACCCCAUUGGCCGCCGUCCAAGCGCCAUUCUUCCAUCUCAUUAUCGGAUGAGGAGCGCCAUCAUCCGAACGGACCGCCUCUGAAGUCUUGCCCUGACACACACACACACCACACACACACGUGUGUGGCACACCGGAUGUGUAAGCAAGGGAUGUCGGCACAUCGUAACACUGCAUCCCCUAUCUAAUGAGGGCGAUCCAGCUGACUCAGCGCCGAUAAGCUAAAACCAUCAAGGCAAGACGCCACGGAUGGUCUCGGCAAUUCGUGUCAGCACUGAGGUGAGUCGGUCAGGCACUCACAGCUCGACCAACAAGGAAGCAGUGCUCUCCCUGUCUACACGUUUGUCUGUCCUGUCUCUCUGUACUCACAGCUGGAUAUGUACGGUACGUAGGUAUAGAUGUAUAAAUGUCUUACCGGUGCGCUUUUGACGACUGAAGCAGUGUGGUGCUGACAAGGGAAGCAGUCAAACACGGGGUUCAAUCCAUAGACAACCCACCACUCUCCCUGACAACCAGCAGAAAACCAUGAAAGAAGAACUUCUUCCUCCCUUGUUCCUUCCGUCGUCCCACCUGCAGAGCGGCAGGCUCCAGUGCGGCGACGACAGGAAUCCUCCUGUCGACCUCAGAAGCGCCAGGCAGCUGCCUGGCCACCUGCUCGCUCUUGCCCUGGUCAUCCCGGACGCGCCCCUCCGCGGCAUGUCUGUCGAUCCUCUGAGGGAUGACCUGGUGCUCGCUUAUCGCGCAUAUGUGGAACUCCUUUAGCACGUCCUCUUCGUACAAGUCGCCACAUCUCAUCUGGCACGCGAUGUCGUCCAUCCCACACUUCAUGAGGCACACAAACUCGUGAAGACCCCGCCGGUCACUCAUCGCCCGAAGCAAAGGACCACCGCAUUUAGUCAGCAGGCCUGAAUAACACAAGGCAUAACAGCAAUUCGUAUGUGCAACAGCAUCCGGAUGUGCUGAUACCAUAGUAGUCGACGGAGCUCCUUGUCGACAGUGAGAAGACGCUCUGGCGUUUUCUUAUCAGCGUAUCAUCCGGCGCCAUGGCGCUUCUGCUGAGCCCAUCCAUCAUAGCCUCUCUCUGCGCCGCAUCGUAAGGUCUGCCGAUCACAUACAAAGACACCACGAUCCCCAGCACAGCUACCCCAGCAAGAAGUCGCCUCCACAAGAGCGGAAUGGGGCCCUCCCUUCUUCUUUGCCCUCCUUCUCCAGCACCCUUUUGCUUCCUUGGAGGCUUGGAAAGCCCGCGCUGGUGGUCACCAUGACGCUGAUCGGCAGAUUGAUCCAAGGGAGCAUGAAGGGAAGCCCGGUCCUCUGUUCUUCUGGCUGAGUGGCGGACGGAAGGUCGGGGUGCUGCGAGAGGCUUGAUGAACAUCGGAGGACGGAAGGUGGCGGACGCAGCAAAGAUGCCGCCUCGGACGAGUGUCAUGACGGCAUCGGCACACGCCAGGCCGAUGAUCUUGGUCUCACCAGGCCAUGGUCAGCAUCUGACAGGAGGACGGGCAGCAUCAGGC
Vitrella brassicaformis is the source of this 2323-nucleotide messenger RNA. The record is from the annotation of a GenBank genome assembly. Lineage: Eukaryota; Vitrellaceae.